AUGGUAGGAACGCGGGACGUACCUCCUUCGUCUUCAUCAAGAUCAAUUUCCAAAUGUCAAAAGAUUAUGAGUCCAUGGGCUCCAUCUACAACUAAUGUUACUCGUCGAUCACAGUACACACCACCAUCUACAUGGAUAAGAGAAUCCAUGCUUGGACAACGACAAACUGGUUCUUUUCAACUUGAUAAAGGAAAAAUUGUUGUAGUGUCAAUGCAAAGAUUAUCAUUUUUCGAAUGGGCUAAUAUGGUAACUGGUGGUGAUAAUGGUGAUAAUUAUAGAGUUGUUAAUAAUAACAAUUCUUACGUUGAACAUGAAACUAAACGAAGCAAAACUGAUAGAGAUGGAACGAUUGGUUUUAAUAAUUCUGGAAUGGAUUCGGCUAGAUUAAUUGGUAAUCAUAACUCGUUAAUACCUGAAUCUGCUUAUAUAAGUCAAUCAAGACGUGGAAGUGACACUUCAACAAU
Molecule: messenger RNA, 464 nt
Organism: Racocetra fulgida
Lineage: Eukaryota; Fungi; Glomeromycota; Glomeromycetes; Diversisporales; Gigasporaceae
Source: the annotation of a GenBank genome assembly